AUGGAGAUCAGACGAUGGCUCCUCCAGUUUCUUGCCCUUCUCACCAUGACCACUGCCCUUCUUUUGAACCCAUCCGCUUCCACUUCCAGCUCCAUCAGCACCGUCGACGACCUCCCCACUCUCCUAUCAUUCAAAUCCCUCAUCACGAAGGAUCCCUUGGGCGCACUCUCCUCAUGGACAAUCAACAGCAGCUCCAACGGCAGUACUCAUGGCUUCUGCAGCUGGACCGGCGUGAAAUGCAGCAGGACUCACCUGGGCAGUGUCAUGGCACCGCGCUUACAAGGUCUUAGCCUCUCCGGGACGGUUUCACCAUUUCUUGGGAACCUCUCCCGCCUCCGCGUACUCGAUUUGUCCAACAACAAGCUUGAAGGUCAGAUCCCUCCUAGCCUUGGUAACUGCUUUGCUCUCCGCAGGCUCAACCUGAGCAUGAACUCCCUGUCCGGUGCCAUCCCUCCCGCCAUGGGAAACCUGUCAAAGCUGCUUGCUAUGGGUAUUAGCAUCAACAAUAUCUCGGGUACCAUUCCUCUUUCGUUUGCAGAUCUUGCUACAGUCACCGUGUUAAGUAUAACAAGUAACUCUGUGCAUGGGCAAAUACCACCAUGGCUUGGCAAUUUGACAGCGCUGAAACGUUUGAGCAUGGCUGAGAAUAUGAUGAGCGGCCAUGUUCCACCAACUUUGUCUAAGCUUAUCAACCUUCAAUAUCUGACUCUAGCAGUCAAUAACCUGCAAGGUUUGACCCCUCCAGUGUUAUUUAAUAUGUCGUCACUUGAGUACCUCAAUUUUGGGUCAAACCAACUGUCAGGCUCUCUACCACAAGAUAUUGGCUCUAUGCUUCCUAACCUGACAGUUUUCAGUGUAUUCUACAACAAAUUUGAAGGCCAGAUUCCUGCCUCCUUGUCAAACAUAUCUGGUCUUGAACUUAUCGUUCUCCAUGGGAAUAGAUUUCGGGGACAGAUCCCAUCAAAUAUUGGCCAAAAUGGAUGUUUGAUUGCAUUUGCAGUAGGGGACAAUGAGCUGCAGGCUACAGAGUCAAGGGAUUGGGAUUUUCUGACCUCCUUGGCUAACUGCAGCCGCCUAUUUUCUGUAGGUCUUCAACUGAAUAACCUUUCAGGGAUUUUGCCAAAUAGCAUCAGUAAUCUGUCGCAAAAACUUGAAACUCUUAAAGCAGGAGGAAACCAAAUUGCUGGGCAUAUACCUACAGGCAUAGGAAGAUAUUACCAACUCACGAUGCUUGCGUUUGAGGAAAACCUUUUCACAGGAACCAUCCCUUCAGAUAUAGGAAAGCUAUCCAACCUCAAAGCACUAUCUCUAUCUCAGAAUAGAUGCCAUGGGGAGAUUCCAUCGUCAAUAGGCAACAUAUCACAACUAAGUCUGCUAACCCUUUCAGCCAACAAUUUGGAGGGUAGCAUUCCAGCUACUUUUGGCAACCUUACUGAGUUAAUCUCCCUGGACCUUUCCUUGAACCUCUUGAGUGGGCAAAUCCCAGAAGAAAUGAUGAGCAUUUCCUCCCUGGCUGUAUUUCUCAAUCUCUCAAACAAUUUAUUAGAUGGACCUAUUUCUCCACAUGUUGGGCAGCUAAUCAAUCUUGUAGAAAUGGAUUUCUCAUCAAACAAGUUAUCAGGUGCAAUCCCAAAUACUCUUGGUAGUUGUGUAGAAUUGCAAUUUCUAUACUUACAAGGGAAUCUCUUGCAUGGAAACAUUCCAAAAGAACUCAUGGCAUUAAGAGGGCUAGAAGAGCUGGAUCUCUCUAAUAAUAACUUAUCAGGACCUGUCCCUGAAUUUCUUGAGGGCUUCCAGCUUCUGAAGAAGCUAAACCUUUCAUUCAAUCAUCUAUCAGGUCCGGUGCCAGAUAAGGAGAUCUUUUCAAAUGCAAGCGCUAUAUCUCUCACGAGUAAUGGCAUGCUAUGUGGUGGCCCUGUAUUCUUUCAUUUCCCUACAUGCCCAUACCCAGCGCCUGAUAAACCUGCACGUCACAAACUGAUUCACAUCUUGGUGUUUACUGUGGCGGGAGCAUUCAUCCUUCUCUGUGUCAGCAUUGCUAUACGCUGUUACAUUAGGAAGUCAAGAGGUGAUGCCCGCCAAGGUCAGGAAAACAGCCCUGAGAUGUUUCAGAGGAUCUCAUACGCUGAGUUGCAUUCGGCUACAGAUUCAUUCUCUGCAGAAAAUUUGGUUGGCCGUGGAAGCUUUGGUAGUGUAUAUAACGGGACUUUUGGUUCUGGUGCACAUUUAAUUACUGCGGCAGUGAAGGUACUUGAUGUCCGACGACAAGGAGCCACAAGGAGCUUCAUCUCUGAGUGCAACGCUCUCAAAAGGAUUCGACAUCGCAAACUAAUCAAGGUUAUCACAGUGUGUGAUAGCUUGGACCACAGUGGCAGCCAAUUCAUGGCACUUGUGCUAGAGUUCAUUCCAAAUGGAAGCUUGGACAAAUGGUUACACCCGAGCACAGAAGGCGAGUUCCUGACACCAAACCUGAUGCAGAGGCUAAACAUUGCUCUUGAUGUGGCGGAGGCACUGGAAUAUCUCCAUCACCAUAUUGAUCCUCCAAUUGUUCACUUGUCAGGACCCCGAUUCCAAGUCACAUCGAUCUAGCCGGUAACACCUUAUAUCACUUUGCGGUCUCACGCACGGUAUUCCCACGGGUGUCGC
This is a messenger RNA of Triticum urartu, 2646 nucleotides long. NCBI's taxonomy places the organism in Eukaryota, Viridiplantae, Streptophyta, Magnoliopsida, Poales, Poaceae. The record is from RefSeq and is a predicted model, not a curated record.